UUGACAUUUAGCUGACAGCAGCAAAAGGUACGAGAAUUUUGUUAGAAAUUAAAAAAGAACUCGACGUGAUAAAAUGGCAUGCCCACUCGCAAGUGAACGUAUCUGGACUGACAAGAGUCUCUACAACGCAGCUGAGAAGAAAUUCUACGAAAGCCAGUCAAAGGGAGCCGUAGGGAGCUGUACUCUUGUAAGCGAGAUUGCAAAAGCACGUCAACACAUUAAAGAUUCUCUCGAACGUAUGGACGGAAUUGCUGCUUUAGCUUCAACUCCCGGCGCAGAGCUCUUGGAUCGUCUUGCCACAGUCGAAAAGGAAAACUGCUCAUUGAAAGAAACCAUCAAAAAAUUGGAAAAUUUGGUCCUCGGACUCACAUCUCGCGUUUCAAAAUUGGAAGGAGGCAAACCAGCCGCUGCUCCUGCUCCCGCCAAGUCAGCGCCUGCUCCCGCCGCCAAGAAAGACGACGAUGAUGACGAUGUCGAUCUCUUUGGCUCCGACGAAGAAGAUGAUGCCGAAGCUGAACGCAUCCGUGAGGAACGCUUGAAGGCAUAUGCGGAGAAAAAAUCAAAGAAACCCGCUUUGAUCGCAAAAUCCAGCAUCAUUUUGGAAGUGAAGCCAUGGGACGACGAAACUGACAUGAAGGAACUCGAAAAGAAUGUGCGCACGAUUGAGAUGGAUGGCUUGAUUUGGGGCGCUGCGAAACUCGUGCCCGUCGGUUAUGGCAUCAACAAGUUGCAAAUUUGCUGCGUCAUUGAGGACGACAAAGUUUCCGUCGAUGAGUUGCAAGAAAAGAUCCAAGAAGACGAAGACCAUGUACAAUCUGUCGAUAUUGCCGCAUUCAACAAAAUCUAAAAAGUCUCUUUUAAUUUUUUUUCCACGCGUCAUUUUUUUUCCUUUGAUUUAACGUAACAAAAGUGUGUAUCUGUUGUAAUGAAAGAGCAGUCAAGAGAUUUAAAAUUAAAAAAAAAAAAUUAACAAAAUAAAAAUAUUCUGAGAAAA
Culicoides brevitarsis is the source of this 994-nucleotide messenger RNA. RefSeq names its product elongation factor 1-delta-like. Lineage: Eukaryota; Metazoa; Arthropoda; Insecta; Diptera; Ceratopogonidae. The coding region runs from base 74 to 847 and encodes 257 amino acids. The transcript is spliced from 4 exons. Gene Ontology annotation, molecular function: guanyl-nucleotide exchange factor activity; translation elongation factor activity. Gene Ontology annotation, cellular component: cytosol; eukaryotic translation elongation factor 1 complex. The record is from RefSeq and is a predicted model, not a curated record. Gene Ontology annotation, biological process: translational elongation.